GACAACGUUGACCUUGUAAUGCUAUAAAAACAUUGCAUUUUAACAUCACGUCUGCUGAUCGGAUCGAUAGACCGUUUGACGAAGGGUAUAAAUACUGUAAUCAACUACCUACAAAUGUUGCGUCCGUGCCGAUCAAUUGUACGCGGAAUAUCGGCAUUCGCUAAGGAAUCUACCUGCCGUUCAGUACAUACAACUGCUUUAGUUAUGGCGCCCGUUAAGGUUGGAGACCAAAUCCCCUCGGCAGAUUUGUUUGAGGAUUCACCGGCAAAUAAAGUGAACAUCUGCGAUUUGACGUCUGGCAAGAAAGUGGUUCUGUUCGGAGUGCCUGGCGCUUUCACUCCUGGCUGUUCAAAGACCCACUUGCCAGGAUACGUUCAGAAUGCUGAUAAAAUGAAGUCCGAAGGCGUCUCAGACAUAGUUUGCGUCUCUGUUAACGAUCCCUAUGUGAUGUCAGCUUGGGGUAAUCAGCAUAACACCAAGGGAAAGGUUCGCAUGCUAGCUGAUCCCAAUGGCGUGUUUAUUAAGGCUCUGGACCUCGGCACCAACCUCCCACCACUUGGUGGUUUCCGAUCUAAACGUUUCUCUAUGGUCAUCGAUGACAGCAAAGUUGUUGAACUAAAUGUAGAACCUGAUGGCACCGGUUUGUCUUGUUCUCUUGCUGAUAAGCUCAAGAUCAAAAAGUAAAAUUCAAUGCUACACAUAUCCUCUCACAUUUAGAAUAUAAGAUCUCACAUGAUUCAUGUGAUUGUCGUUAGCUUUACACAGAUUAUAGACUGUUGAGGCAUUUCUUGUGAUAAACCAAUCAAUUACAAUGUAAUACAAAUUUUACAACUACA
Chilo suppressalis (striped riceborer) is the source of this 836-nucleotide messenger RNA. The record is from the annotation of a GenBank genome assembly. NCBI's taxonomy places the organism in Eukaryota, Metazoa, Arthropoda, Insecta, Lepidoptera, Crambidae.